CUGACUCGAGUGCUUCUGUGCUAUACGAAGAUUUGUGUCGCCGAGCUGAGAAAAGUGAAAUUCGUUACGAGUGCUUUUGUCACGUUUUUCAGGAAAUUCCGAACCAAUCUCUUUUCACCAGUCUCUGACAAUUCGUCGUUUGAAAUUUCUUUGUCUAUGAACAUUGCAACUGCACAUAUCUACAUGAAGACUUUGAACUCUGCAGGAUAUUGAUCUGGACUACUUACAUAAAGUUGCGGGCGAAAUGGAAUUUAAAGCGUUACAUCUGUUGGUGGCAGGGCAGUUAUUGUCUUCCUAUUUGUUCACAUCCGUGUCUUGCGUGGAUCGGUGUUCGUCAUCAGUCCAUUGCGUGUCAUGCACGUCGAUGCAAGGUUGUACCUGGACAAAAUGUUUGGACGAAUCAGGUCCUUCCUGUAAAGACAACUUCAUAACAGAAGGAACAACCCAGAACUGCAGCAUUUCAGUCUGUGCAGGUCCAACAGUACAUCCGAUGACAGACCAAGGCACAACACCAGCAAUGCCAGCUCUUCAUAGCCUAGGCAAUGAAACCAGUACCAACGAAACAUCAACAGCGAUACCAACCACAGCAAAUAUGUCAACUGCAGCAACGAACGCUUCCACUACAGCAAGCCACGCUACUAGCACAACUCCUUCAUCUGCACCUAAGACCCUGCCCACAACAAAGCCAACUAUGACAACAAACCCUACCCAGCCACCUGUUAGCAACCCCACAGCUGCCACUAACAGCACAUCUCAGACCCCCACGGCCUCCACAUUCGACACAGGCAGCUUUGUCGGGGGCAUGUUUCUGGCCUUGUCCGUGACACUCGUCUUGUUCUUGGGGUACAAGUUCUCUUGUUCCCGCCAAGAAGUACGGUACCGCACCAUUGAGGAACAUGAUGCCAUAAUUUAAGAACAAGCAUGGAGGAAGCCCCUUCUUAUGCAUCCUGCAUUAUGUCUGAAGGUAGAUAUUUUAAAGCAGUUAUGAAGACUGCAUUUUUCACAGUAUGAACAUGUAAGUCCUUUUAUUUUUUCUAUUGCACUAAUGUGGAAAAAUCACAGGUUCAGUACUUUAAACUUUAUAACUUUGUGAACUUCAGGAAUGUGACAGUCAUAACAAUAGCAAUAACUGAAAUGAGGCACAGCUCAUGGCUGACUUGAAUGAAAAAGCCCCUCCUCUUUUUUCUAGAGAGAAAAAUUCAUACUGACUUAAGUUUUUAACAGUGACUAAUCUAUUGUAUUUAAUUUUAAGAUACUUCCCUUGUGCGCUUUGCACCUCAUAUAUUAGUUAUAUGUUAACUUUAGGAAAGUGGUCAGUAUCCCAUUAUGUUGAGUGGGAGCAGGAAAUAGGAAUGGAAUUUUUAUUCCAAACAGAACAACUAAUUCUUUGGUUCAGUUCCUUGUUCUGCUACCUACUUAAUUCCUAACCAGUUUGAACCAAUUCUCCAGCAAUAUUGACAGCAUAGCCAGAAAUAUGG
This is a messenger RNA of Megalops cyprinoides (Indo-Pacific tarpon), 1478 nucleotides long. RefSeq names its product porimin-like. Gene Ontology annotation, cellular component: cytoplasmic vesicle. The transcript has 7 exons. The record is from RefSeq and is a predicted model, not a curated record. The coding region runs from base 245 to 913 and encodes 222 amino acids. Lineage: Eukaryota; Metazoa; Chordata; Actinopteri; Elopiformes; Megalopidae.